Molecule: messenger RNA, 1423 nt
Organism: Daphnia magna
Lineage: Eukaryota; Metazoa; Arthropoda; Branchiopoda; Diplostraca; Daphniidae
Exons: 2
Coding region: 316-1086 (256 amino acids)
Source: RefSeq, a predicted model, not a curated record
AAAAAAAACACCCAUCGUCACUCCUAGAAAUAAAAAUGUCAAGUCAUGGAGCGUUUCUGAUGAAACCCGCUAUCCCCUAUUUCUAGGUAUCCGACCCCCCUCCCUAUACUCUUCCGCAAUGCCGAUUCCUCUUGACCUCUUGAAUUUACUAAUAACCAGCAUCAAUCGUUCUAGCGGCUUCAGUUGUCUCGUCUCUCUCGCACGGUCCUCAUUGUUGGCGUUGCUCUUAUUCACAACGUUUUUGCACAUCUUUCAAGCAUUUUUUUGAUUCCACUUAACCGACUCCUUACAGUCCCCCCCACACACACACAUCAAAUGAACUCGUCAAUUGUGGAAACGGCCUCAGGAAUGUUUCAGAAAUUGAAGGAAAUGUCGCAAUCUCUGGGCCUGCCCAGUCUCGAAUUUAUCGACGCUUUGGGCAACACGGUGCAGAUGGAAAUCCGGUCGCCUUCCUCUUUGGAUUUCAAAAUCCCGAAUUGCGAGUAUCAGACGCAUUUAAUGCGGCUCCUAGUCAACAAGAGUUUACAUUUCCUGUUGGAAGUGUUGGGCCAAUCGGUCACCACCGGCAAUUUCCUGCCCGAAAAAUCGGCCCCGGUCGAUCCGAAUCUGGUCGAGAACGUGUUAGGCUCGUUGAAUGGCGGCGUUAUAGUUUGCCAGGGACGCGGGAUUGUUCGUUUGGAAUUAAGGGAGCCAUCACGACGGCAGGAAGCCGUGCGUGAAGCUCUGAUUGACGGCAAUGUCAUCACCUAUCCCGACUAUCGUUACCGAUCGUGCGAUUGCGAGUUGCUGGUGGACAUGCAGAACGGUGCCACCCAAUGUUCUCCUUGCGCCACGCCCUACGAUCCGUGCCGGCGCCAAAUCUUGCCCAACUCGUUGAAUUUGUCCGAUUUGAACCUAGACAAGAUGCAGGGACUUGACAAGGAUGAGGGAUCGAAAAACGGCCAACAAGAGGAUCAAGUGGGACCGACUAUUAUAGAACAUCAUCAUCACCAUCAUCAUCACUAUUACAGGGACGGAGCAUCGCCAGUCUCGUUUCUGUACCAAGAUCAGAACGCACCUGCGCCCAUGUCCCUCACCAUCGAAUGAAAAUCUUCUGAAUUUUGAAUCGGCGCGUUGGUAAAGCCGCUGGAAUGAACUUUGUCUUUUAUUUUUAUUUUUCUUAUUCGACCACUAUACGUACCUUCUAUUUUUAUACUGAAACAAAAGAAAACGUCGGUAAAUCUCGACGACGUUUGUAUGUGACGUUUGUAUGUGUCCCUAAACGUAAGAACGAUGUUUAUUCGUUGUGACCCAAGUUGGCUUGUAAUGGUUUAUCUUUUAAUCACCCCAUUUGACUAGUAGAACUUGUAGCGUCAGCGUUGUUGUGUCUUGUCCGUUUUUGGUCUCCGAGUGUGAACCAAUAAAAGGAAAUUGUUUUAUUAAA